GAAUCUACCCGCCAAUAAAUGCUUGUGGUCCGUACUCUUAAGCUGCAAAUAUGUAAGCGCAUCUUGACCCCCUGGGAAACGGUACACGUUAGCAAAAGAGGGAAACGGUGCACGUUAGCAAAAGAAAGAAAAGUGAGAGAGGAAGAAAAGAAGACUUCCGAUCUUUAUCUGAAACGGUACCGUCUGUUCUCCAUCUCCGAUCGACCACUUCGCAAGCUCCGAUCUAUCAUCUGUCUAUUUAUUUUUGGACAUAUUUCGAGGAGGAGAGGUUCAACUAAUAUGCCUGAAAGAAAGAGGAAAGCUCCUACAUUGGUUGAUCUUUGUGUUAAUGUAGCGAUAAGUCACGUGAGGUACCUAGGAGAUGUUGGGGAAACGGAUUUACAUCUUCUUGAUCGAAUUUUACCACAUUGUACAUUGGAUCAGUUGAUGCAUGUGGAGAAGAGCACGGUAGGGCGUGAUCUUAGCCCGGUAACUGAUAAACUAUGGAAGAGAUUCUUUGAGCGGCAGUUUGGUGAGGCAAAUACUAAUCUUGCAAUUGAGAGGAUGAAGCGGUGCAAAGCUUCCUUUCAAUGGAGAGACCUAUAUGAGGCAAAACUGAAGGUUGUUGCUAAGGAGGAGGAUGAAGCAGUUGCUCGACUUCGACAAUCUUACAAAAAGGAAGAUGCUAAAAAACAAAGUAAGCAAAUUCGUCUUUGCACAAAGGUUCCACCUUCAGGCAGUAAAAGAAACUUUUAUGGAGGAAGUGGACCUGGAUACAGUCUUUCCCAUGUGAAGAGCAACUUGAUGAAGAAAUCAAAAUUAGAUUUUCUUAAGAGCCGUGAAGUGAAAAAUAUUGCAGCCAUGAAGAAAAUUUCAGUGCAAAGAAACAAUAGUGCCUCUACUUUGACAAAGACUGGGGGCUUUCCUGGAAAUAGUUCUGCAUCAUCUUCUAGACAAACAGAGUCAUUCGACAGGAGAUUCUAAAAGUAUGUGAUCUAAAGCUUUGCAUAUGACAUGAUUUAUUUGCUUGAGCUUUGUAACAUUUGAAGUUUCAAUUUGAAUAAACCUGUUCAACAUAAAUGUGCAAGCUUCCUUCAUCUCCCUCUCAUCUGCACACACGUUGUAACCAGUCUAUUUUGAGGGAGGAACAUUUCAAAUUGUAAUAUAUUCUUUUUGUUUUAGUA
This is a messenger RNA of Hevea brasiliensis (rubber tree), 1163 nucleotides long. Its product is annotated as elongin-A. Lineage: Eukaryota; Viridiplantae; Streptophyta; Magnoliopsida; Malpighiales; Euphorbiaceae. Gene Ontology annotation, cellular component: elongin complex; nucleus. The record is from RefSeq and is a predicted model, not a curated record. Bases 19 to 963 code for a protein of 314 amino acids. The transcript is spliced from 8 exons. Gene Ontology annotation, biological process: transcription elongation by RNA polymerase II.